CAUCUUGACUACGCGAUCGCGCGAGCUCCCAUCGCCUCGUGCGGUCGUCGACGUUCGCGAUCGCUUCGUUUCGGAGAAAUCGACAAAAUAUUAAAUCACCUGCGAGACGUCGAGUCCGCCGUCAUCCGCGACGCAAGGCGUCGCGACGCGCCGGGACGAAAGUCGCGGCCGAGCAGCGCGGUGGUCGGAUACGCAGUGCACAGCUGAUCGGUGGCCCCGACGGACGGUAGCUGCUCCGCUCGUCGGCUCUUGAAAGAGAAAACGCGAAAUCAGUGUGGCUAGAAACACAGGAAGAAAGGAAAAGAUAGAAAAGAAAACGUGAGUCGGAAACAGGACGCGAGAGAGAGAGAGAAAGAGAUUAAAAGACCACUCAAUUCGCGUGUACCACGAUCGCGCACGGUGACAGGUGAAAUCUCCACGAGAGACGAAAAGCGAGUUUCCACGGGAUCUUCUUGGCGAACGAUCAUCGAUCACAGUGUCGGUCCCUUCCUUCUUCUGGUACGGACGAGGUGUAGGUGUUAGUGAAGAGGAAGAGGAGGAAGUGCACAACAACAUCGCCCGUCGGACGUCUCCGAUGAUUGUCGUCCGGUAGGCCCUGCCAGGAGGAUGGGGGCCCAUGAUGGGGGAGUGCCACUGCUCUAACAUCACUAUCAUGCAGCUGUUCCACGAGCUGAAGCAGCAGUUCCCCGCGCUCCCUGAUCACGUCGUCUCCCAGUGCAUCGCCCAGAACAGUCACGACCGGGAGACAUGCGCGAGAAGCCUGCGGGCCACCCAGGAGUCCCGUCCGUCACUGGGCGCGUUUCCACCCCCGGGCCUCAGUACCGGGAUGCAACAACCGCUACUGCUGCAGCCGCAGCAACCGCAAGCACAACAACGAGAACAACAACUCGCAUUGCAGCAGCGUUGCUGUGCGAUGAAUCAAACGGUCGCGAGCAACGUCAGCGUCGGCCGUCCCCAUCGACCGGCGUCGUUGGACAUCGGUAUGAGCCGUCGCUACCCUCUCGUAGGUUGCACCCGCACCGCUGCCACCGUCGCCGUCGCAGCUGCGUCGUCCAGCGGCGUCGUCACCCCCUCGUCCGCGCCGGCUGUCUGCACGUCGCGCGGUUUCUUCGACGAUGGUUGCACCGUCAAUAGUAACAGCAACGGCAGCAAUGCGCCAUCCGGCUUCGAGCUCAACGUCAACGUCGCCUGCAGCCCCGCAAGCAAUCGCGAUUUUCGAACGGCACCGACGAUCGGUGCCGGUAAACGAAGCGACCUUGUCGUCGUGCCACGACCUCAUUACGCCGAGCCUCUGUUAGCCAUCGGGAAGUCCGAGACGCAAAUCGAUCACGCGCGAAGUUAUACGUCAGUCAGUUUGACCCUCCGGCCGCCCUCCUCUGAGCCACAACCACCGAUCGAUAUCAGAUCGGAAGGGUCGAGUCUGACCUACUCGACCUCGUCCUUGGAUCCACGUGGCUUUCAGAGCCGUCUGCAGAUCAGCAUCGGUCCUGGGAACGUCGGUAGCGUGGCGGCGGCGAGGAUCAGACCACCUAUGACUAAGCCGUUCAUAUCGCCGCCGUGGGCUCAAAGCCCACUACGGUCGUCUGAACUUCCUCUAGAACCGCCUAGCCAGUUGCCAAGGCCCACGACGACGAUGAGCGCGCCGACUACUCCCUCCAUACCGCCGACGACGAAUAUCGUCCCGGGUUGCAGCCUUCCUACAACGCCGUCCGGACCCACGACGAGCAGCGGCGUCGGGCCUCCUAGCACCGCCUCUUUCUCCCUCGGGGACCACACGGCUUCCGAUCGGAAUCGAUCGCCGUUGUGCCAAGUGGAGGAGCACCAAAAGAAAUUAGUCGCGGAGCAACUGGCUAGGAAGGAGAGACUCGCCAAGGAGCUCAGGGCUGAGAAGGGACGACUCGAAGCGAUGAAGAAGGAAGUACAGGCAUUAGCCCGACCGGAUCCCUUGAUAUCGCCUCAAGAGCUGAAAAGAAAGCUGAAGACCGAAAUAUAUAUGCUGCAGGUCGAGUGCAACAGAUUAGCCGUAGAAGUCGAUCAAUGGUCAGACAGACGAGUGCCAUUGGGCGAGACGAAUGAGGAGUUUUAUCAGGGCAUUUAUACCGGCCAGUCGUUGCCGACGAGACCGCCGAACCCAAAACCACCGCGUUUACCGAGUCAACCACCGGCAUGGCAACCGGAGCAGCCGGCGAGUGACAACGAUCGGGAGGAACGGGAUGAGCCUUCGUGGGUCUGCACUAUGUGCACUUUCGACAAUCAUCCAUUGAUGAACAAGUGUGAGGAGUGCGACAUGCCGAGACUGUUGAACCGCAGCAGUGCAGGGGAGACGCAAGAUAUUCAUAUACGAGUAACCCAUCACCAUAACUUUUCGCCACGGCGUAAGUAUUUCAUAUUGAUACUUCCAUUCAAACGAUAUUAAUAUUUCACAAAUGUAAUAGUUAUUUACACUAUCUGCAAAAAUAAUCGCGACGUAUU
Mycetomoellerius zeteki is the source of this 2472-nucleotide messenger RNA. RefSeq names its product TAK1-associated binding protein 2 (gene Tab2). Gene Ontology annotation, molecular function: ubiquitin binding. The coding region runs from base 617 to 2416 and encodes 599 amino acids. Lineage: Eukaryota; Metazoa; Arthropoda; Insecta; Hymenoptera; Formicidae. The transcript is spliced from 9 exons. The record is from RefSeq and is a predicted model, not a curated record.